AUGGACAUGAACAUCAAAAAGCCAUCGAUGCUGGAAUUUAUGGGCCUGGCCGGCAAUUUCGGACAUCUCAAUCUACGAGACCCCUUCGACGUGAAAAAGCGUGGGUCAACUUAUGUCACUGAGAUUCGGGCAGGAAUCACCACUUUCCUGGCGAUGGCGUACAUCCUUCCAGUGAACAGCGGAAUGCUCAGCUUGGUCAUUCCCGGCAAACGCGAACAGCUCGUGUGUGCCACAGCCCUGGCAUCCUUUUGUGGCUGCUGGUUGAUGGGCAUCCUGUCCAACUACCCCUUCAUGCUUGCACCAGGCAUGGGCACAAAUGCCUUCUUCACCUUCACUAUUUGCCUGGGACGAGGUUUGUCAUACCAAGCAGCCUUCGCAGCAGUCUUCGUGGCUGGCUGCAUCUUCAUCACUUUGAGCAUCACUGGCUUGCGAACUCUGAUGAUUCGGCUCUUCCCUGAGGGUGUCAAGGAGAGUAUUGGCGCUGGGGUCGGCCUGUUCUUGUGCUUCAUUGCAUUCCAGAGCUCUGAAGGUAUGGGGCUGUCUGUGGCAGAUCCGGCCACGUUGGUGACGUUGAACUCCUUGAGUCCCAGCAACUACGAUUCUGCGAAGUUGUGGCUCAGCAUUGCAGUGCUCUGUGUCACUGCAACGUUGUUCGCCGCAAAAGUGCCUGGAGCCCCUUUGAUGGGCAUCCUUUUCGGGACUGCUGUCUGCUGGAUCGAGGGCUUCUGCCGUGGAACCGAGCAUUCCGUCUUUGGCUAUCCGUUCGGAACCAACGGAGACAGGUCAGCAGAAGACUUCAAAAUCUACGUGCCCACCAGCAUCAUUGGCUCGCCCUCCUUGGAUGGUUUGUCUGGAGCACUCUGGGAGGGCUUCGGCGCAGCAAGCGACCCCGCCACCGCUGCAACGUUCUGGACUGCAGUGGCGACCUUCUGCUACACGGAUCUGCUGGACUCCUCCGGAACCUUCUUUGCCGUGGCCAAGGUGGCAGGCCUCACGGAUCGGCGUGGCAACUUGCCCUUGGCGCGGCAAAACAUGGCUUACUUGGCCGAUGCCAUUGCGGCCCUCUUCGGCUCGAUGCUCGGCGUGUCCACCGUGGCCACCUUUGCGGAAUCCACCGCGGGCGUGGCGGAUGGCGCCAAGACAGGCUUGGCAUCCUUGACCACUGGUGUUUGCUUCCUGCUGGCCAUUCCCAUUGCUCCGGUGGUGUCCGCUGUGCCACCGCUGGCGUCGGGGCCCAUCCUGUGUCUGCUGGGCGCGCUGAUGUGCAGCUCUGUUAGGGGUAUCGACUGGGAUGACUUUCAGGAGUCCAUGCCAGCCUUCGUAGCCAUGGUGACGAUGCCUUACACUUUCAGCAUCGGCUAUGGCAUCAUUGCUGGUCUAAUCCUAUGGAUUGCCAUUCAGAUCCUGCUGGCUCCACUUCGCAUCUGCAGAAAGGAAGACCCUUUCGUGAAGUUCAAAGCACUUUGGGCAGGUGUCUUUGUGGAAGGCAUGGAGUCAGACAGUGAGAUUUCCCUCAGCGAGAUGGACACAGAUCUCCCGAGCACUUCAGAGGGGCAGUCUGAACCAUGA
This is a messenger RNA of Cladocopium goreaui, 1569 nucleotides long. Lineage: Eukaryota; Dinophyceae; Suessiales; Symbiodiniaceae. The record is from the annotation of a GenBank genome assembly.